AAAAACGACUCGUUCAUGACCUGCACAUCUCCAAUUAGCAUUGUGCGAGUGCGCUAGCUAGCGGCUAGCCUACACGAGCUGAAAUUGAAUGUUUUCUCUUCAAUGUCAAACUCAAAGUCACCAUCAGAAGAUGAAUAAGAUGAGAAGAAGAAACCCAAAGAGAAUUUUCCUUAGAAGUUCAUCAACUGUUUCCCUCCAUCAGCGCUUCUCUCACGUGCUGCUGGAGCAGAUGAUGCUCCCCAAAGUGGCAUGUGCACCUCCACCUGUGGUCUUUGUGGUGAACAGUGAGCCCUCGUCUUCCCUUGGUCUGCAGGUUCCCCCUCCUAGGAGAUCCAGUGUGUGGACUCGAUUGGGCUGGAGGCGGGCUGGCUUCUGGACCUUUAGGAGCAAGUACGGAUGGAGAGCCAGGUUCCGCCGGGUGGCCCUAAGGCGAGCAGGAGGAAGUAAGCUGACACAGCAACUGGGUCCGCGCUGCCGCCUGUUGAGGACCAAAGGUUUCAAGAAACGAAGUCAAGAACAGGAACACCUUCCCCUGAGGAGAGGUGGGUUCACCAGGGAACGUGGCCUGAAGGCGCCAACAAAGAAAGAGUUGGACGCACAGCUGGAUGAGUACAUGUCCAAGUCCAAGAGCAGGUUGGAUGCGCAGUUGGACGAGUACAUGUCCAAAUCGAAGAGCAGGUUGGAUGCCGACUUGGAUGAGUAUAUGGCACUCGCUGGAACGCAGCUGCACUUGGACUGAUGGCGGAGACGGGACUGGCAGAGGGUUUGUUGUUUUGUCAAGUUGUCGCUCGUUAUUUUAAUCAGACUUAUUUAUGGAGGAGCAGGAUGUGACAACUUCCUGUCUUUAACCAGCUACUUGAGUUCAAAGUUCACAUAUCUGACAGGUUACUUGCGUCCUCCAACCUGAACUCAGCAACUUUUUUUUUGUUUGUAUGAAAGACUCAACCAUGGCUUGUCAUUAGCAUAAUGUCUGUUAGCUUGUAACAGCUGUGUCUAGUUAGCUUCCUGGUCCAGUAGUGUCAUCCAGGUUGUUGUCUGUUAGUGUCGUCAGCUUUGACGCUCACCAGUUGAUGAAAAUGAAGACGAAAAUAAUUAGUUAAUUUUCAAAUAAAAGCUGAGGUGACAGAAAAA
Molecule: messenger RNA, 1131 nt
Organism: Dunckerocampus dactyliophorus (ringed pipefish)
Lineage: Eukaryota; Metazoa; Chordata; Actinopteri; Syngnathiformes; Syngnathidae
Exons: 6
Coding region: 89-739 (216 amino acids)
Source: RefSeq, a predicted model, not a curated record